AUGAGGGUGCCGGCCCCAGGGAAGGCCGCUGGGGAGGCUCCGGCGGCAGCGGCGUCUGCGGCGGCCCCGGGCGAGGCCGGCGGAGGAGGCAGGACGGCGUCCGCGGCCUCUGCGCCCGGCGCCCCAGCACCCUCAAACGCAUCGGGCGGCGGCAGCAAGGGCUCUGGAAGUGGGGCCCCCAAGAAGGCGAGCUCGGGGCUGCGUCGGCCAGAGAAGCCGCCCUACUCGUACAUCGCGCUCAUCGUCAUGGCCAUCCAGAGCUCGCCCAGCAAGCGCCUGACGCUCAGUGAGAUCUACCAGUUCCUGCAAGCACGCUUCCCCUUCUUCCGCGGCGCCUACCAGGGCUGGAAGAACUCGGUGCGCCACAACCUCUCACUCAACGAGUGCUUCAUCAAGUUGCCCAAGGGCCUCGGGAGGCCUGGCAAGGGCCACUACUGGACCAUCGACCCGGCCAGUGAGUUCAUGUUCGAGGAGGGCUCGUUCCGUCGCCGGCCGCGCGGCUUCAGGAGGAAGUGCCAGGCGCUCAAGCCCAUGUACCACCGUGUGGUGGGCGGCCUAGGCUUCGGGGCCUCGCUGCUGCCCCAGGGCUUCGACUUCCAGGCGCCCCCGGCUGCGCCGCUCGGCUGUCACGGCCAGGGCGGCUACGGAGGCCUGGACAUGAUGCCCGCGGGCUAUGACACCAGCGCGGGCGCCCCGGGCCACGCGCAUCCGCAUCACCACCACCAUCACCACGUCCCGCACAUGUCGCCCAACCCGGGCUCCACCUAUAUGGCCAGUUGCCCUGUGCCCGCGGGGCCUGGGGGCGUCGGCGCGGCUGGGGGCGGGGGCGGCGGCGGGGACUACGGGCCGGACAGCAGCAGCAGCCCGGUGCCCUCGUCCCCGGCCCUGGCGAGCGCCAUCGAGUGCCACUCGCCUUACACGAGCUCUGCAGCGCACUGGAGCUCGCCGGGUGCUUCUCCUUACCUCAAGCAGCCGCCCGCCCUGACGCCGAGCAGCAACUCUGCGGCCUCCGCGGGCCUGCACUCCAGCAUGUCCUCUUACUCGCUGGAGCCGAGCUACCUGCACCAGAACACCCGCGAGGACCUCUCAGUGGGACUGCCUCGAUACCAGCACCACUCGACACCCGUGUGUGACAGAAAAGACUUCGUCCUCAAUUUUAAUGGCAUUUCUUCUUUCCACCCCUCAGCUAGUGGGUCAUAUUAUCACCACCACCACCAUCAGAGUGUCUGUCAGGACAUUAAGCCCUGUGUCAUGUGA
Elephantulus edwardii (Cape elephant shrew) is the source of this 1257-nucleotide messenger RNA. It is a transcript of the gene FOXF2, whose product is annotated as forkhead box F2. Gene Ontology annotation, biological process: animal organ morphogenesis; regulation of transcription by RNA polymerase II. Gene Ontology annotation, molecular function: DNA-binding transcription factor activity, RNA polymerase II-specific; RNA polymerase II cis-regulatory region sequence-specific DNA binding. Gene Ontology annotation, cellular component: nucleus. The record is from RefSeq and is a predicted model, not a curated record. The coding region runs from base 1 to 1257 and encodes 418 amino acids. The transcript is spliced from 3 exons. NCBI's taxonomy places the organism in Eukaryota, Metazoa, Chordata, Mammalia, Macroscelidea, Macroscelididae.